AAAGGAUUGGAGUUAUGCAGAUAUGUGGAGAACUUUCCUGGAAUUUGGGAGAGUCUAUGACAUCUACAGUCCUAACAGGAAAAGUAGAAAUGGCAGCAAGUUCGGAUUUGUAAGAUUUCUAGAUGUGAAGAAUAAAAAGGAGCUGGAAAGGCACUUAGAUCAGAUCUGGAUUGGUGGACGCAAAUUAUGGGUCAACAUACCAAGAUACAAUGAAGAGAUGAAUGAAAAAGGGGAGAAAAGAAACAAGCAAGUACUGGAGACAAGAACACAGUAUAGAAGCUAUGCAGAAGUGGUUAAUGACCAGGGAAAAAAUAGAGUGUAUGAAGAGAGGAAGUUUCAGAGCAAUGAAGAUCAAAGUGGGGGAAGAGGAAGAAGUAGAAGCAGAUCAAGACCAGGAAACCGCUCAAAAAGGAAUAGAAAAAUAUGGCAACAGAUAGGAAAGAGGGAGGAUUGGUCGGGAAUAGAGUACAAUGUAAAAUCUGAGGAUUACUCUUGGCUCGAUGGCUGUUAUGUAGGAACGGCACACUCUGUGGAAAUGGUCCGGAAUCUUCAGGAAAAAUUCUACAUGGAGGGGUACUUUUCAUGCCGGAUUCGAGCAAUGGGCGAUAAAUUGGUUCUCUUAGAUUGUGAAGACAAGGAAGAACUGAAAGACCUGGUGGAGUUGGGAGCAAAUUGGCUCGGACAAUGGUUUGAGGAAGUGCAACCUUGGACACUAGAUAUGGUGAGCAAGGAGAGGUUUGUCUGGAUGAGAUGUCAAGGGGCUCCAUUAAAUGCCUGGGAACCGGAUUUCUUUGCUACCAUGGGCUGUGCAUGGGGAAAAUUUAUAUGUUUGGAUGACAGCACAAAAGAAGAGUUCACUAACAGCUUUUUCUCACUGAAACAAGAUUUUAUGCCUACGUUCCAAAGUGAAUCAGAGGAGCAUGAAUCAUGGUCCAUGGAUAGUGACAUAAAGGAACAGGAGUUCAAAAAUGUAGGGGAUGUUGGAAAGGUUGAGAUGAGGUCUUCGAGGACAGAGGUUGAAGAUGAUAACGUGGCAAGCUUCACACAAGAGACAAAGAAGAGGCUUCGGUCACAAGCUGAGGAAAAAGAAGAAAAAUCCGUUGAAGUUGUAGGUGACAACCUAGAAGAAAUUCAAAUUUUGAUUGAUGGGGAAGGCGAGAUGUCACGCCCCAAAACCCGAAUUCGAGGCGCGACGAACGUCGUGCACUCGUGAGAGGGUCCCACAAAUGCACAAGGCUUUGAACUUAU
Messenger RNA from Rubroshorea leprosula, 1248 nucleotides. Lineage: Eukaryota; Viridiplantae; Streptophyta; Magnoliopsida; Malvales; Dipterocarpaceae. The record is from the annotation of a GenBank genome assembly.